This is a messenger RNA of Sorghum bicolor (sorghum), 2326 nucleotides long. RefSeq lists its product as uncharacterized. NCBI's taxonomy places the organism in Eukaryota, Viridiplantae, Streptophyta, Magnoliopsida, Poales, Poaceae. The coding region runs from base 277 to 2028 and encodes 583 amino acids. The transcript has 8 exons. The record is from RefSeq and is a predicted model, not a curated record.
GCUGCUUAUCCUGUUUCCCCCACUCCCUCGUCACCCCUCAGCCUAUUCCCCUCAUUUCUACAACCCCAAACCCUAGACGCCGCCGCCAAAGAAAACUGCCUUCGCCAAUCUCCGCCGCCGCCCACGAGCUCUGCCGCCAUCAGUCACCGCAUCCACAUCUCCGCCGCGGGUUUUGGGUCCUCGUCCUGGACGAUGGUGACAGCCACGAGCUGACGCCCACCAACGAUGUCCACUAGGUGACGACCACCACUGACAACCACCUCGUGUACAUCCGCAAUGGUGGCAACCAGGAGUGGAGGUAGUAAGAGAGUGGCACAACAAGAACAAGAAGAACCUCCAAAAUUUGAUUAUGAGAGGAGGCGGGAUGAACACGUGGCAAAGAAUGAUGCAAUGUUGGCAGCGCUUGGACUGAAAACAAUAGCUGCUGAAAUUAGUAACUCUUUACCACAAUCUGCAAAUGACAAGGGGAAAAAAUCAGCAAACAAGAAAACAAGUAGUGAGGGUUCGGAUACAUCGGAGUAUCUCCUUGAAAAUGAUGAUCAAGGAGAUAGUGAUGAUGAUGAAACUGAAUCUGUUGUGCGGCCACAACCCACUAAGUCCCCUCCAGGGUAUAGUCGGAAAAUCAUCACUCGGAGGAUUAAAAAGGCUUCAGGUCCCAACAUGCCGCCAGGAGGUAGGUCUGGUAAGAGAGUGAGGGCACCGGAAGGUUCACAGCUGGAACCUCCUAGUGCCCAGUUAAGAUCAUCAAAAAGGCUUCAACUGUCAGCGAUAGAUGGUCAGCCUGCAGAGGAAGGCAAUGGAUCAGCUGGUGCAGUGCAAGGCAAUGGAGCUGGUGCCCAACAAGGCAAUGGAGCUGGUGGUGAUGACAUUGCAGCCGCAGAGAAUGACAAUGGAGCUGCUGAUCAAGACAUGGCAACUGUACAUGAAGAUAAUGUAGCUGCAGAGGAUGACACUCAAGCUCCUGCACAGCGACGCCCAAGGGAUCCCAGGCCACCCACCAAGGGAGCAUACUUGGACAAGAUGACAAAAGCUAUGGGACAUAGACUGCCCAUAGCUGUUGCUCCAGGCAAAAGAAGGCCUCAUGAACCUGUUCAAGCAGCCAAGUUUGCAUCUGAGUCUGGUGUCCUCAUUCGGGACAACGUUCCUAUCCUACCUCAUUGGAAGAACUACAAGAACGAUGAAAAAUAUUACAACGAGUUUGUGUCAAAGCUUUGCGGGCGCUUGGCCAUAAACAAAACGGACGAGCCAACCAAGAAAGCUUGCACCGAUAUGCUGCGCUCUUCGGUGCGACAAAUGCGCUAUCGGCUGAAGAAAAAGUACUUCAAUGGUGUGCCUGCAAAUGAGGUUCGGACAUCUUCUCCAGUUUCAUGCAUGUCUGAUGAUGAGUGGAAUGCACUGACUGCAAAGUGGAAAAAUCCAAAGAACAUGGAAACAAGUGAAAAGAACAAGACUAAUCGCAGUAAAGUCAAGUAUCAUCAGACUACCGGCUCUCGUAGCUAUGUGGCACACUUGCAUGCAUAUAAGCAAAGUAACAAUGCAGAACCAAGCACUCACCAAAAUGAAGAACUUGAUGUGGUGGAGGCCUUCAAGACCUGCCAUACCAGCUCCAAAAAAGGUCUUGAUGAAUCAGCAAGAGAGGCACUUUCCAACAUGGAAGCUUUGAGGGCAGCCCCUGUUGAUGAAGGUGAGACAGCAGUUUCUAGUGUGCAGGUUGUGUCCCAGGCCCUCCCCAAGAACAGCUCGAACAGUUUCCUCAAGAAUAUUGGCAUCAAACCAACGACAUCGUCUAAGUCUGCAGCAUUGAAUGAAAGCGACCUUCGGGAGCAACUAGCAGCUGAAGCUAGAGCUGUUGUACAGGGUGAACUCGAUGCUCUCCAGAAGAAAAGUGAAGAAGCUGAUGAAAAGCUCGAGAGGCAACAAAAGGAGAUGGAGGAGAUGAGGAAGCAGAUAGAGAUAAACCAGAAGGAAUUGCAGGAGACCAAUGUGCUGCUCAGGCGUAUGUUGUCCCUCAACAACGCUUCGACAUGAACCGUUGCUGAUGUUGUGUGCUACCAAGCAGUAUGUGUUGCUGCUGCUGGUGCUUGGCAAGGGGUCAAAGUUGUUGGCUGAUUUUGCUUAGGCUAAAACCUAUGAUGUUGAUGCUUGGCAUCUUUAUAUUAUUAGUUGUGUUGUUGAUGUGAACUGAGAUCAAAGUAGAACCUGGAAUGUGAUGUCAAUAGUAAUACAUGAAUUGAGUUUAGUAGUGUUGAGUCAGUUUUAUGAUGACUGGAAUGCUGGAUCUGUUGAACCAUUUGGUCAUUUUAAUAUUAUUUGCAUUUUGUAAAAA